Cryptomeria japonica (Japanese cedar) is the source of this 588-nucleotide messenger RNA. RefSeq lists its product as uncharacterized. Gene Ontology annotation, molecular function: mRNA binding. Gene Ontology annotation, cellular component: RNA N6-methyladenosine methyltransferase complex; nucleus. NCBI's taxonomy places the organism in Eukaryota, Viridiplantae, Streptophyta, Pinopsida, Cupressales, Cupressaceae. Bases 1 to 588 code for a protein of 195 amino acids. The record is from RefSeq and is a predicted model, not a curated record. The transcript has 4 exons.
AUGGAAGAAAAACUAAAGUCAAGAACUGUGCUUUAUUCAAAAUUUCAGUGGGGUUUUAAGAGAAACGACGAUAUCUGCUGGCUGAAGACAAAUCACGAAAGCAGAAGCAUGUCAGACUUCGUCAAUCGGGACUCAAAUUCUAUAUUCAAACGUACCAAGGAACAUUGUCUGGUGGGUUUGAAGGGUAUGAUAUCUGCAGACAUGCAGGAUCAUCUCAUGCAUCCCAAUAUUGACGUCGACAUUGUAAUAAGCGAAGAGCCUCCAUAUGGCUCAACGCAAAAGCCAGAUUAUGUCUACAACAUAAUUGAACACCUUGUCCAAGGCCGGAGACGGAUUGAGAUUUUUGGUGCUGAUCAUAACCUUCGGCAUGGCUGGUUGACAAUCGGGAACGCUCUAUCAUCUUCAAAUUUUAACUUAGAGUCAUAUGUGAGGAAUUUUGUGAAUUUGGAAGGAAAAGUGUGGGAAAGAGGCGAUGGUCCUCAUCUUACAGGCACUACAUCUGCCAUUGAAGAUCUUCGACCUAAAAGUCCUUCUUUAAGGAAGAGACAAGACAAAAAUCGUUUGCCAAAACAAGAAGUUCAUUCUUAA